Messenger RNA from Onychomys torridus (southern grasshopper mouse), 2892 nucleotides. RefSeq names its product glucuronidase beta (gene Gusb). Lineage: Eukaryota; Metazoa; Chordata; Mammalia; Rodentia; Cricetidae. Gene Ontology annotation, molecular function: carbohydrate binding; signaling receptor binding; beta-glucuronidase activity. Gene Ontology annotation, biological process: carbohydrate metabolic process; glucuronoside catabolic process. The record is from RefSeq and is a predicted model, not a curated record. Bases 856 to 2664 code for a protein of 602 amino acids. The transcript has 11 exons.
GGGGGGGGGGCACCCAUGUGCCACCCAGGGCAUGUGGAGGCCAGAGGGCACCUCGCUGGUCUCUCCUCGGUCCCAGGGAUCUAACUCAGGUCAUCAGGCUUGGUGACUAUGUAGUGCCUUAAACCCAGAGUCAUCUCAGCAGCUGUGUGUGUGUGUGUGUGAGAGAGAGAGAGAGAGAGAGAGACAGACAGACAGACAGACAGACAGCUUCUCACUCUGGCACCCACCCCAUAGUAACCCUGCUCCCACAGGUGUCAGGGUUACAAGCUAUGAACCACCAGGUUUAGCCGCUCAGCUUUCAACUGCACUGCCCAGCAUUCAGCCGAAGAGGAAGUGAGGAGGAGACAGCGCCUCACGUGUCUUCUCCAGUUACUCAGCUCAGGGGCCCCUGGGCCCUGCUGUUGGCCUUCCCCCUGUGGCAGUGGCCAUCUGCCUCUUUGUCAGGCUCUGGUUCUUCCUGUCUUAGGCUGGCUGGGCUUGUGGCCCUUGGCUCACCCUUUCCAUGGAAAUCUCGAUCCUGGUGUCACCUGUCCUGAGAAAGAAUUGGGUUUCAACAGUCUUUUGUACAAACUGUCCGUGCGGGUCACUAGUCAGCAGGUUUGCCCACCCAUGCAGCCAUUGUGUCCCUGUGCUUCUGUGAGGCGCUGUGGGGAUGGGGGGGGGGUGCAGGCAUGAAGCACAGCCCUGAUUCUUGUCCUUUGGAUAAUCUCAUGUAUCCUCAGAUACGCUGUGUAGCAGAGGAUUUAGUGACCUUGAACUCUGGUCCUCCCGGCUGCACCUCCCAGGUGCUGGGAUUACUGGUGCAUACCACCAUUGGUUUAUGCAGUGCCCGAGUUAGAACCAGAGGUCCCAUGCAUGGUAGGCCAGCACUCUACCUGCCGAGCUAUAUCCCUAGCCUGUGACUCCAGCUCUUCUUUCCUCCAGUCGGGCCCAACCUUGGACAUGCCGGUCCCUUCCAGCUUCAAUGACAUCACCCAAGAGGCGCGGCUUCGGAACUUUAUUGGCUGGGUGUGGUAUGAACGGGAAGCAAUCCUGCCACAGCGGUGGACCCAAGACCCCGAGAUUCGAGUGGUGCUGAGGAUCAACAGUGCCCAUUAUUAUGCUGUUGUGUGGGUGAAUGGGAUUCAUGUGAUGGAACAUGAGGGGGGUCACCUCCCCUUUGAAGCUGACAUCAGCAAGCUGGUCCAGACUGGGCCGCUGACCACCUGCCGGAUCACGAUCGCCAUCAACAACACACUGACUCCUCAUACCCUGCCACCAGGGUCCAUCGUCUACAAGGCCGAUACCUCCAUGUAUCCCAAGGGUUACUUUGUCCAGGACACAAGCUUUGACUUCUUCAACUAUGCGGGACUGCAUCGGUCCGUGGUCCUCUACACCACCCCCACCACCUACAUCGACGACAUCACUGUGACCACUGAUGUGGAGCAAGAUGUCGGGCUGGUGAAUUACUGGAUUUCCGUCUGCGGCAAUGAUCAUUUUGAGCUAGAAGUGCGUCUUCUGGAUGAGGAUGGCAAAGUCGUGGCCCAGAAAACAGGGCACCAGGGUCAACUUCAGGUGCCUGGUGCCAACCUCUGGUGGCCUUACCUGAUGCAUGAGCAUCCCGCCUACCUGUACUCCUUGGAGGUGAGGAUGACAACCGCUGGGCCUGUGUCUGACUUCUACACCCUCCCUGUUGGGAUUCGAACAGUGGCUGUCACCAAGAGCAAGUUCCUCAUAAAUGGGAAGCCUUUCUAUUUCCAUGGCGUCAACAAGCACGAGGACUCGGAUAUCCGAGGGAAGGGCUUCGACUGGCCGCUGCUGAUGAAGGAUUUCAACCUACUCUACUGGCUUGGCGCCAACUCCUUCCGUACCAGCCACUACCCCUACUCGGAGGAGGUGCUUCAGCUCUGCGAUCGCUACGGGAUUGUGGUCAUUGAUGAGUGCCCCGGUGUGGGCAUCGUACUGCCCCAGAGUUUUGGCAAUGAAUCCCUUCGGCACCACCUCGAGGUGAUGGAGGAGCUGGUGUGCAGGGACAAAAAUCACCCUGCGGUUGUGAUGUGGUCUGUAGCCAAUGAGCCUUCUUCAGCUCUGAAACCUGCUGGGUAUUACUUCAAGACGCUGAUCUCCCACACCAAAGCCCUGGACCCCACCCGUCCCGUGACCUUUGUGACCAACGCCAAAUAUGAUGCAGACCUGGGGGCUCCCUACGUGGACGUGAUCUGUGUGAACAGCUACUUCUCCUGGUAUCACGACUAUGGGCAUCUGGAGGUCAUUCAGCCACAGCUCAAGAGCCAGUUUGAGAACUGGUAUAAGACUCACCAGAAGCCGAUUAUCCAGAGCGAAUAUGGAGCCGAUACAAUCACAGGGUUUCACGAGGAUCCACCUCUCAUGUUCAGUGAGGAGUAUCAGAAAGCUCUCCUGGAGAAUUAUCAUUCAGUUUUCGAUCAGAAACGAAAGGAAUAUGUGAUCGGAGAACUCAUCUGGAAUUUUGCUGACUUUAUGACCAACCAGACACCAAUAAGAGUAAUGGGGAACAAGAAAGGGAUCUUCACUCGUCAGAGACGCCCCAAAAGUGCAGCAUUUAUUUUGCGAGAGAGAUACUGGAGGAUUGCCAACGAAACCAGGCAGCAUCACCAUUCAGUGCCAAGAACCCAGUGUUUGGGAAGCAGACCAUUCACAUUCUAAAGCUAGAACUACCUCACUGCAGACAUGACCUCUGAUGAAAUAAAAGAUGUUCUCAACAGAGCAGAUGUCCCCAGACAGUUCAUGGCACCAGAGUCUUUUGACUUUGGAUUUUGUGAUCUGCUAGAAGGGGACAUUGAAAGUGACAAUAAAGUUUAUCUUGUAUGGGAAUAAUGACUUGCUAUGAAUGUCUGAGCUUAAGCUCAGUAACAUGAUGUGCUGAGAAGUGUU